Molecule: messenger RNA, 1182 nt
Organism: Oldenlandia corymbosa var. corymbosa
Lineage: Eukaryota; Viridiplantae; Streptophyta; Magnoliopsida; Gentianales; Rubiaceae
Source: the annotation of a GenBank genome assembly
AUGGAGAACGGUAAAGAGGUUGCAUUAGAUGGAAACAGGACAAAUCAGAAAGGGACUUUGCUUCCUGUAAGUAUGCCAAAAAAGAAAGGGACUUUCCUUGAGAGGCUGCUUCAGUUACUAACGUUGUUUUUGGGAUUCUGCUUUAUUUUCUCUGUCGUAAGCGUAUACAUGAUUAGGCAUUAUGGAGCUAAUAAUAGCUUAGUUGCUAACUUAUAUCCUAGUUUACAGCCUUGUGCUGAUGAAAAUCCAAGUUUAGAUCGUUGGAUUAAGCCCCCUUCCAAUUUGUUGCAUUCAAUGUCUGAUCAAGAAUUGUUUUGGAGGGCAACAAUGGCACCCAGAAUCAAGAAAUAUCCUUUCGACCGGGUUCCCAAGAUCGCAUUUAUGUUCUUGACUAAGGGGCCAAUGCCAUUAGCUCCUCUUUGGGAGAGAUUUUUCAAGGGACAUGAUGGAUUUUAUUCAAUAUAUGUUCAUUCAUUGCCCUCAUUUCAGGCAGAUUACCCUAAGACAUCGGUUUUCUACAGGCGGCAAGUUCCUAGUCAGAUGACAGAAUGGGGCGAGAUUAGUCUGUGUGAUGCGGAGAAAAGACUUCUAUCAAACGCACUACUAGAUAUCAACAAUGAAUGGUUUGUUCUGCUAUCUGAGUCAUGUAUACCACUCUAUAAUUUCAGUCUCGUCUACAAAUACAUAAGCAAAUCAAGACACAGCUUCGUUAGUGUAUUUGAUGAUCCUGGUCCAGAUGGGAGAGGUCGCUAUAAUUCGAGGAUGGCGCCAGAAGUUAACAUUACCGAGUGGCAAAAGGGAUCACAAUGGUUUGAAGUAAACAGAAAGCUCGCGAUUUCUAUUGUCGCAGAUACCAAAUUUUAUGCAAAAUUCGCGGAGUUUUGUAGACAGCCAUGCUAUGGAGAUGAACAUUAUAUCCCAACCAUGCUGACAAUUCAAGCAGCUGACCAACUGGCAAAUAGAAGCAUUACUUGGGUGGACUGGUCCAAAAGAGGUGAAGCUCAUCCUGCUACUUUUGGAGCUGCAGAUGUCACUGAACAGUUGAUGAAGGGAUUUCUUGAGAAUCAAAACUGUACAUACAACGAUGAACCUUCUUCGAUUUGUUAUCUUUUUGCUCGAAAAUUUACUCCUCCCACGUUGGAACCUCUAUUAUUGUUGGCGCCUAAGUACCUGGGAUAUUAA